Molecule: messenger RNA, 1595 nt
Organism: Notothenia coriiceps (black rockcod)
Lineage: Eukaryota; Metazoa; Chordata; Actinopteri; Perciformes; Nototheniidae
Product: sodium- and chloride-dependent betaine transporter-like
Exons: 8
Coding region: 118-939 (273 amino acids)
Biological process (GO): nitrogen compound transport; sodium ion transmembrane transport; amino acid transport
Cellular component (GO): plasma membrane; cell projection
Molecular function (GO): gamma-aminobutyric acid:sodium:chloride symporter activity
Source: RefSeq, a predicted model, not a curated record
UGGGGAGCUACAACAAAAUACAACAACAACUGCUCCAGGGACUGCUUGGCAUUGUGUCUGCUGAACAGUGCCACCAGUAUCUUUGCUGGUUUUGCUGUGUUCUCCGUCCUGGGCUACAUGGCUUAUGAGAAGGGCCUGUCCAUAGAAGAGGUGGCAAGUAGCGGUCCUGGUCUGAUCUUCAUCGCUUAUCCAAAGGCUCUGUCGUUGCUGCCUGGCUCGUCCUUCUGGGCUGUGCUCUUCUUCCUCAUGAUCCUCUUCCUGGGCCUGGACUCACAGUUUGUGUGUGUGGAGAGCCUGGCCACAGGCCUCACAGACAUGUUCCCAGGUCAGCUGAGGAGGCGCGGCCACAGGGAGAUCCUGGUCCUGGUCAUCGCUGUCGUCUGCUUCCUGCUGGGGCUGCCAUGCCUUACUGAGGGAGGGAUGUUCGUCUUCCAGCUGAUUGACACCUACGGCCCCAGUGGAAUCAGUCUCCUCUUUAUUGCCUGCUUUGAGUGCAUUGUCAUUUCCUGGGUGUAUGGUGCGGACCGUUUCUAUGACAACAUUGAGGACAUGAUCGGAUACAAACCAUUCCCCUUGCUGAAGUACUGCUGGAUGUUCAUCACGCCGCUCAUCUGUUGGGCCACAAUGAUGUAUGACUUGAGUAUAAAAAAAGAAGUCUUCGUGUAUCGUUAUAAAAUCGGUUCACAUUGGGGCAUAUUGGGCACGAUACUUGUCUUAACUCCAUUGAUAAGCAUCCCAGCAUUCAUUUUGAUCUCACAGUGGAAGAAUCCCAAUACCAUGACUACUCCAUCCAGUGAUCUGCGUCAGGCUCGGCCAGACAAGCCCAUUCUCACGCUUUGUAAAAAAGCUAUCUUCAAGGCACAGCCACCACCAAACAGGCCUGUGGAGGAGAACAAGGAGAACAGAGAGAAGAGGGAGAUGGAGGAACCCAUGGUUUGAUGGUCAUUGAUAAACAGACCUGUAGCUGAUGACUGUGCAUAGAUCAUCAGUUCUGAUUGGCUCACUUAAUUCUUACAGAUGAUUUUACAUUACAUUACAUAACAUUUAGUUGACGCUUUUAUCCAAAGCAUCUUACAAUGGGUGCACAAACCAAAAAUAAUCAAACUCCAAACAACAACAAAAAGUGCAAAUAUAUUCACUUCAAGCAAGAUCAUACCAUAGUAAGUGCUGGUGCAUCAAGGCCUACAUUAACUCAACAAGUGCUUUCUUUUUUUCAGCAAUAACUUAAUUGCCAAGGUACAGUCCAAACAGAUGCGUUUUCAGUUUGCGUCAGAAGAUAUGCAGAGUUUCUUCAGUCCGGAGCUCAUUCCACCAUCUAGGAGCCAGGGUAGCAAACAGGCAUGUCUUUUGAGUAAUUUUAAAGUCAAGAGGUAAAUCAUCUUACCUCAUGGAGCUCUCUCUGGUUCAGACUUUGAUGUGUAAAAAUGAUGUACUUCCCCUUUAAAAACAUCCAUCUUGGACAUUUGAGUUUUAACCUGAAGUUUUAUUUAUGACUAAACUAUUACAUCCUACAGUUUUAAUCUUAAUAGAGUGGUGCAGGGAUGACGUAUUUACCCGGAAGUAAGCUGCACAUGGGUUCCCUUCGACAAAAAAGC